AUGGCUGGGCGAGGAACCGGCGACGCCGACUCUAGUGCCGCGCCACCCUGGCAGAUGCCGCUGAGGGAAGCUUCGAGGAAGGUGGCGGAGCUCGGGCGAGCAGUGAAGGGUCUAUGGAAGGGGAGGAAAGAUGACGUCAGAGGCGCUGGAACGGGAACAGCAGCAGAUGGUGCUGGCGCGGGCAAGCAGAGCAGCAGCCUAGCCUCUCUUGCGCAGUGGCGUGACGCGGAGGAGAGGCAUCCGGCAGCAGCGCUAGCUAGCGGCGAACGAGCCACGCUCAUCCAGUUUCACGCCCGCCACUGCCGCUCUGCCGGUCGCUCAUGGCCGGACGCGGAGGAGAGGCAUCCGGCAGCAGCGCUAGCCAGCAGCAAACGAGCCACGCUCAUCCAGUUCUACGCGCGCCACUGCCACCUCUGCUGUAUAGCUGCUACUUGUAUUCUCUCUCCCUGCCCGUUCCCUCCCUGCCAGUUCCCUGACACGGAGGAGAGGCAGCUAGCAGCAGUCCUGGCCAGCAAGGCAGCCACGCUUAUUCAGUUCAGUUCUACGCCCGCCUUUGCUUUCCCUGACGCAGAGGAGAGGCAGCUGGCAGCAGCCCUGGCCAGCAAGGGAGCCACACUUUUCCCUGACUCGGAGGAGAGGCAGUUAGCAGCAGCUCUAGCCAGCGGCAAACGAGCUACCCUUAUCCAGUUUUACGCCCGCCGCUGCCGCCUCUGCCGGUCGCUCAGCCAGCUCACCGCUGAGCUGGCGCGACGCAACGCUGACUGGCUCAACGUGGUGCCUGCUGACGUGGAGAACAGCCGAUGGUUGCCUGAGGUGGGGCACUACAGCAUCAAGUAUGUGCCGUUCUACGUGCUGCUAGACGCACGGGGGAGAGCCUUUUCCACAGGUGGGGCACUAGAGCAUCAAGUGCGUGCCGUGCUACGUGCUGCUGGACGCGCGAGGGAGAGCCUUCUCAUCAAGUACGUGCCGUGCUACGUGCUACUGGAUGGGCGGGGGAGGGCCCUGGCGAAGACUGGCGAGCCAUACAGCCGCAAGCAUGUGGUGAAGGGUCUGGCUUACCUGGUGGAGAGCAUUCGGCCCUACCGGCGGCGCCCUGCUGUUGGAGAGGGGGGUGACGGAAAGGAGAAGCAGCAGGAGGAGCAGGGGCAGGAGCAGCAGCAGGAGCAGCAGCAGAAGCAGUAG
Messenger RNA from Closterium sp. NIES-65, 1182 nucleotides. NCBI's taxonomy places the organism in Eukaryota, Viridiplantae, Streptophyta, Zygnematophyceae, Desmidiales, Closteriaceae. The record is from the annotation of a GenBank genome assembly.